Aplysia californica (California sea hare) is the source of this 4993-nucleotide messenger RNA. Its product is annotated as centrosomal protein of 95 kDa. The transcript has 26 exons. The record is from RefSeq and is a predicted model, not a curated record. Gene Ontology annotation, cellular component: spindle pole; centrosome. The coding region runs from base 149 to 3067 and encodes 972 amino acids. NCBI's taxonomy places the organism in Eukaryota, Metazoa, Mollusca, Gastropoda, Aplysiida, Aplysiidae.
CUUCAGACUUCAGAAUACACUUUCUACAGUGAUUGUUAUGGGUGAGAAGGACUGCAAAAAAGACAUUCGAAGCGGAUGAAGUUGCCUCUCUGAUCAGAUUCCCGUGUCUGGUUGAGGUUAGCUAGUGGUGUGUGGUCCCCACUCAAAUAUGGCUGACCUCUGCAUCAUUGACGCCGAUCCAUCGGAACCUCCCUCUCAUGACGCUGUGAUCACCCUUGCAAAUCACCUUCUGUCUGAGUUCAACAUCCCAACAAAGAUUCUGAAGCUAGAGGAUAUCAGCGCAGCCCUCUUCGUAGUAUUGUAUGAAAGUCUGUUUAGUGACAAAUUACCUGGUAUAAUACGUCAGCCUUUGUCCAGGGAAGAUGAAAUUCACAACUGUCAGAUCGUGAUUGAUGUCUUGUCGACCGACGUCGUGCGAGACAGCCUCAGCCACAUCCGUGCAGUGGACAUUGUCGCUGGAGACAUCACAGCCAUAUCCAAUUUGUUGGACAUCUUUUCCUAUUUGCUGGAGUAUGUCAUCAACAGGAUUGAGAGUGACGGCCCCACAGACAAUGAUGAAACAAGGUCUUUAGUCUUAUCAGAAUCUGAUUUGGGGGACUUCAAAGUUAAGUCUCCCCUUGGAGAUAUCGGCAAGCAGAUGAAAAAGAAGGAGGCCACCAAAUCAGAAAAACCCAAAGUUGGAUCAGCUUUGUCAAACAAAACCAACAACAAUGGAGGGAGGACGCUGUCUCAGAGACAACCAUCAAAAACAGUUCCGAGUGGAAAGAAGACCACCGCAAGUCUAAACACAAAUGAAAACAAGAAAGUGAUCCGUCAUGAGGAUCUGUAUGCCAUGACCUAUGGCAGUGGCACUAGAAGCUUCUCACAGCGUGCACCAUCUCCUAUCAAACCGGACGACUCACAGUCACUGUUAGGCCAGAGAACCAUUGACUCAGAUUUUGACAUCGACAACUGGGACAAAAAACAGCAGCCAGAGUCUCUGAGGGUGCCAUCUCCCAAGAUGGCAUGGGAAGAGAAGGAGAAGAGUGACCAGGAGUCAAAGGUCAAACAAAGCGAGCGGGAGGAAAGAGCCGGCGCUGCUGCCAGUGCCGCUGCAGCUACAUUGACUACUGCAGCCUCUGUCGCUGAACAGAAAGCCACCAAUGUUGAAAGUUCAAAACCAGACAGGGCUGGAGGUGACAUUUACUCUACAGCAGUCAAGGAAACUCUCCAGAACGUGUCGUCCUUCUCCUCAUCACUCCCUGCCCCCAGAAAAGAGCCUCAGUAUGAGAAAUCAGAUCCCCUGCGCUCCACAGUUGGUCCUAUCUCAUAUCAUUCAAGGCUCACUCCAGAAAAACCUAUGUCGGAGAGAAAAGAACUGUCAGCAAAAGGCUUUUCCUCUUCACUGGAUGAUCUCCGCCACCUAGUAGAGAAGACAGCUGCUUUGACAAGGGUUGCCUUGGAGACGAGCCCAGUGCGAGUGAGGACAGAGCGAGAUCUGGAUGUCACAGACCCGUAUCUUGACCGGCCCCGACCCACAAUACCCAAUGAAGGCGUGCGACUUGCUAAAGAGUUAAAUGCCCUGGGCUUGGGCUCGGCACACACUGGGGGUCAGUCGCCUAAGAGAGGAGGGAAAAAAGUGGCUUUCGCAGCUUCAAAUGUUGGCUCUGAAUAUGAUAGCAGAUUUGAUGAAGACCCCCUGAGACGCCCACUGACUGCGUUGCCAGGCAACCGUUACGGCAGUGAGCUGCGUUCUGCAUACCGCAGAGAUUUUGACUACGAUAGUGAUCGUGAUUCAGAUUUUCUCUACGAUGAGUCAGAUUUCAGGAGAAGGAUUAACAACAAGGAUGUAGCAUACGGCGAUAUACCUGCAGAUGCCUUAAAACCAGAACGCAAGCUCAAGUCAGGUCCGUCCAGGUGUGACAAGACUCCAUCGCUGGUGACUCACCUGGCCAGGAACAGGCAGCCAGAGCUGGGUGCCGCCCACAUGACGCUGAAAACAGAGGACCGAGCCAUGCAGAGGAAGCAGGAUAUUUUGCGAAAGAUGUACGAUGAAGACUUGGAUGAGUUCUCGGAGGAGGUGAAAUACAUGUUGGACAAGGAGACAAAGAAGUCACGUGAAACAGAAGAGCAGUUCAAAAAGAAAUGUGCACCCGGCCAUCCAAAAAAGAAAGCCCCCAAAAAAGCUAAAGGUACUCUCGUCCCUCCUUCCUGCAAGAAGCCUCGCAUCAGCCGAGGGGUUGUGAGUUCAAAGGUCAAGAAGCGGUCUUAUGACCAACACCCUGUUCCAGCGUCAGCCCCGUUGAAGCUGGAGAGUGAGGAGGACCUGCUGCCGGUGCUGUUGGAGGAGUUCCCUCACCUCCACUUGUCGGAGCACACCUGGCACGAGCUGUGGAGGCACGGCCUGCACCGCAUCGAAGCGCUCACACGUGCCUACAACGCCAGCCAGCGGAAGAAAAGCCAGGCUCAGAACCAGCUGGAGGAUGCGGCACAAAGACACGAGCUACUGGGCAACAUCAUGAAGAAACAGCUGGACCACACCAAGCGACUUAGAGAAAUCAAAGAGCAGAAACAGCUGCAAGUUCAGCUACGGAAUAAAUCACAUGAGAAGAGGAUGCAGUCGGCGAGGGCUCGCAAGUAUUACAAUGAAUACCAGGUUCGAGCCCGAGGGAAGCAGUUGAAGAGGAGAACUAAGGAGGAAAUGGUAUUCCGAGAACUUUUCAAAGAAGCUCUUGACAUUCAGAAAGAGCGUAUCAAGGACAUCCGCCAGUAUGCAUCGGAUCAGCGCAAACGACAAGAGUCUCGAAGGCAGAAUGAAAUUGACUCCAUGGAGAAUUUUUACCGUGACCAGUUUGAGAUGCUCACAGAGAGAUUGACGCAGGAGUGCCGUGACACAGAGGUCAGGGAGACGGCCCAACAAAAGGUUCUGGAGCGGAUGAAGCGAGAGCUGCGGCAGAAGAUGGAGGCGGAGAUCAAGCAGUACCAGGACCAGCUGUUCCACGAUGAGGACGACGCCCACUGGCGGCAGGUGGACGCUGACCGCAUCAAGCAGCAGCUGCACAUGGCACGCUACUCGGCCAAGAUCUGAGGGAUUUACACAGGCGUGCGAUGUCCAGGCUUGUUGGUAUCCCUGCGUGCUGCUAGUUAUUACUGUCGAUAUGUGAGGCAUCGUGGUGAAAUCAGGCGCUCGUCAAAAUUAUGAAAUCGAAGAAACAGACAUUUUCUUCCAGUUUGGCAGUUUUCGUCAAAUUUUUAAUUUUUGGCUCAACGUCUUUUUAUGUCCAUAUUAAAAGACAUUUCCAUAUGAAAUUUACUGAAAAACCUUGAUUAAUGGCAAAAAGUAUGUAAAUUUUCAGUUUUCAAGGACUCUCAAGCAAUAGAAGUUACCAAACUUUGGAGGCCACUUUCUCGCAAAUUUUACCUCAGAAAACAGGCUACCCCCACCUCUUUCAAUCGCAAAUAUCUCAACUUCUGUUCCAGAUAUAUAGGUAUUUUUUACACCGAAAGAAAGACAAACAGCAAACAAGCUUUAAGCUUGUACCAAUAACCCCAUAUGACCAAAAAUUGUGACGAGCGCCUGAUUCCACCCCAUCGUGACAGGUAUUGUAGUCUACUGUAUACAUCAAGAAAGCACAGAGUAUCUUCAUGAGGGAUUUGCGAUGUCCAGACUUGUUAGUAGCCCAGCGUGCUGCUGGUUAUUUUUUGUCGAUAUUGUAGUCUACUGUAUACAUGCAAAAAAUCGAGAAGUAUGAGGAUACUCUGCCCACUGUGGUGGUGUCAUAGCCAAUGAGGUUUAUACAGAGCUACGGUUAUCGCUAGUUGAAAUCUUCUCUUGAUUGAUGGAUAAAGCAUCAAGGUCGCCUUCUGCCGAUGCAAGGGUCUACAUGCUCCUCUGCCAACUUGUGGAAACGUCCUAGACACACACACCUUCACACAUUUGCACUCUGUCACAGACAGGCAUGUAUUCUUUCACGUACACACACACACAUAAUUCAUAUAAACUGGCCGUUCUCAAUGCCUAUGUCUCAAUCUGUUGUACUUAAACUCUUUCCUUACCUUGAGCUAGAACAUCAGCUCGGUGUGUUGAGCAUGGCUUGCUUCACGCGGUAGAACGCGCUCUAUAAGAAUUCAAUUGCAGAGGUUAUCUCAAGGCCAACAUGGCUUCCAUCCACAGGGGCACACUGCUCCUCCAAAAUUGGAGACACGAUGGUCUCACUUUCAGACUCUCCGUCCAGUUGUUAAACUGUUGCCACUUUAUUUUCCCUUGCUAUGUCUAUUAAUAAUUAAUAGUACAUCUAAGAAUUUUUGGGAUACUCUUUGUCGAUCCAAAGGGGCCGCAGUUUUUUCGUGUUUACAAGUAAGUCUACGCUCUGCUUUGCUCCAGUGUCUGAGAUCCAAUUGUGAGGCACUUCCCUGUUGCUCUUAGAAAAUGUGAGUUUGAUUCUAAGAAGGGAAGUGUUUUAUUGAGUAUCUCUGCCUAUGUGCUGGUAUGUUGUAUCGCACUCUGCCUGGGUUGGCCCUAACAAGCAGAGUCAAAGUUGGUGGCCUCUUAAAUGAUAUAAAUUGUGUCUUUGGGGUGUGAAAUAUUGACAAUUACUUACAAUCGCUCCAUCAUAGAACAACUUGAUAAGAAUUCCUAAGAAUACUUCAAUCUACUACAACACAGAUGGGGGAUUUCUGAUGAACAUAAAUAAACCCAAUGGCUGCUGAAUUGUUAUGUGACUGGAGCACCCUAAGGAGGUGGGGAAAUUUCUUUUGUCUGUGAUAAUUAUAUGUUGAAGCUUGAUCGUCCAUGGGAGUCAGUGAAAGAGACCAAUGCAGAGCUUUUGCUUAUUUUAAUAUGGUCAGAUGAAAGUUCAAGCAUGUUUUCUUGUGGUAUUAGUUCACUACUUCCCUUGCGAGUUGCUCAGUGGUAAUGAGUUAUGUGUGCUUAGGAAAACCAAGCAUUUUUGGCUUCUUUUUUAAAAACUUUGAAAUGAUUCUGCCGUAUCCCUGCACACUACAUGAAAAAAAA